This is a messenger RNA of Eublepharis macularius, 2280 nucleotides long. It is a transcript of the gene FGF11, whose product is annotated as fibroblast growth factor 11. Gene Ontology annotation, cellular component: cytoplasm. The record is from RefSeq and is a predicted model, not a curated record. Gene Ontology annotation, molecular function: fibroblast growth factor receptor binding; growth factor activity. Bases 1 to 729 code for a protein of 242 amino acids. Gene Ontology annotation, biological process: animal organ morphogenesis; fibroblast growth factor receptor signaling pathway; positive regulation of gene expression. Lineage: Eukaryota; Metazoa; Chordata; Lepidosauria; Squamata; Eublepharidae. The transcript is spliced from 5 exons.
AUGGCGGCGCUGGCCAGCUCGCUCAUCCGGCAGAAGCGCGAGAUCCGCGACCCGGUGGCCAGCCGGCCGGUCUCCACGCAGCGGAAGGCGUGCCCGCGCGGCACCAAGUCGCUGUGCCAGAAGCAGCUGCUGGGGCUCAUCUCCAAGGUCCGCCUGUGCGGGGGGCGCAAGGGCCGCCUGGAGAAGGCGCCCGAGCCGCAGCUGAAAGGCAUCGUCACCAGACUCUUCUGCAGGCAUGGCUACUACCUCCAGGCCCACCCGGACGGCAGGAUCGACGGCACGCGAGAGGAUGCCAACGGGUUCUCUCUCUUUAACUUGAUUCCAGUGGGUCUCCGAGUGGUCGCCAUCCAGAGCACCAAAUCAGGACAGUACAUAGCCAUGAAUGCUGAGGGCUAUCUCUAUACCUCCGCUCACUUCACCGCUGAGUGCCGUUUCAAGGAAUGUGUCUUUGAAAACUAUUACGUGAUGUAUUCCUCCACCCUGUACCGGCAGCGGGAGUCAGGACGGUCGUGGUAUUUGGGCAUCAACAAAGAUGGGCAGGUGAUGAAGGGAAACCGAGUCAAGAAGACCAAAGCCGCUGCCCACUUCCUCCCCAAACUUCUGGAAGUGGCUUUAUAUCGUGAGCCAUCGCUACACAACCUUGUUGAACCAGCCCUGUCCAAGAAGGCAGAGGAGGAAGACAUAGCUGUGCCCCCUAUCAAAGAGAUAUCUAAGGCUGACGCCACGUAGCCCUGAGGAUGGGGGGGUGCAUUCUCCUUCUCCGCCCCUACCUUCUUCUCAUCUCAUGUGUGUCCCAGGCACGCAUCCCCACCCUACUGGCCACUCUUCCAGCCACCUUCUGAACAAACUCCUUCACAUUUCCUCUUUUAUUUCUCAGGAUGUACCCCCCACCUUUUCUCUCUUGCGUUCAGCUUUUGGGACUUUUAAGACCAUUUGUCAGGAGGGGAAGGUUCACAGGCCACAGACAUUUUUUCUUUUGGAUGAGAAGAAAUUACACAGAGAGAGUCUUCCAGUUCAAGCCAUAGCUGCAACACGGCCUCCAGCCUCCAGGGGGCAGCAUUGGGAUGCUGUGUGGGCAAAAGCCCAUCGUUCAGGCUUUCCAGCUUCCAUAGGGCAGACGGAAGUUGUUGCAGCUGUCAGGGAUACAGUUAACAUAGAAAAACGAUCCGUCUUCCAUGCAAGCAAGACAUUGCAAUACGGUGCUUUGCUUCUGCUGUGCUGAUGACAUGAGUUCCAACGUGUUAGGAGAAAGCCAGCAGGAAAAGGUGUGUCGACAUGGAGCCGGCAGGAAGUAACGUUCUGUCUCGUACUACAGGGAAAAAGAUCUUCUGUUUCAAAACUAAUUUUUAAAAAGUAACGUGCUAUACUGUUUUCAGUCACUGAGUGGUGACAUGGUCCUUCCUGGAAUCUGCAUGAGAUUUCGUUGCUGACUUCUUUGGAUUUGUGGACGACAGCAGCUGUUAAUGAUAUGAGUUUCCUUGGGGAAAAGGACAACAGAUUUGGUUUACCAGCUCAGGCGUCAGAGACUGCCCUCUCUCUCGUGGUUGCCUCAGGACCCAAAAGGAGGGGAGGGCCUUCCCCAAACUGUAAUCACUUAACAGUGUUCUAGUGGAGCAAAUUUUACAACCUGGAAUCUUUUUCUUCACCUAUGGGAUAUCAGUAUCGACUCAUUCGAAGAAAAUCAUACGCUUCCCAUCCUUUCUGCUGCAAUAUAAAAUUGUAAUGCCGAUGCAGGACUGGCGUGUUAUAAAUUAGCACCUUUUGUGCUGGAUCAAAUCCUCUCCAGCAAGAAUAGGAAAGAUUGUGCUCCUGUUUUGGGCCGCUAGGAGCCAACAAUUUCCUAUCGAAAAUGAAGACGUCUUAUGGAGCAGCACAGCCUGCUGGCAGAACCUUUCCCUACGAAAUGGAAUAAUACCCCAUUUGGCCACUGGAUGGCAACAUUGCAUUCAAAUAUCUUCCUAAAAAGUGCCCGCUUCCAUUGAAGAAACCAACCCAUAAAAUGCAAUACUCUUAUUUGGCCACUGAGUGGCAACUCUGUGGCAUAGCAGGACGUCUCGAACUUUAUUUGCAUGCUGCAAGGACCCUCCUGGCCUGGGGACUUUGGGAGAACAAUAGCCAAUAGCCAAUAACUCGGGGGAGGGUGCAUGCCAUAAAACUCUGCACCCACCCCCCACCCACCCCCCACCACAUCUCAGUAUGCCCAGCUCUGCCAUAUACCAGUCUGUACAGUAUUUCAACAGGCAAUAAAUUAAAAGGGCAGUGGGAGGGGAAGCCAAUGUG